AUGCUCAUCCGAGUGACUGACAGAGUACCCAAUGUGCGGAUCCAAGCAGUUCUGGCGCUCGCCAGGCUCCAGGACCCAAGUGAUGUUAACUGUCCUGUAUCAAAUGCAUACAUGCAGUUGUUGGAAAAUGAUUUGAAUGCAGAAGUAAGGAGAGCAGUGUUAUCCUGCAUUGCACCCUCUGCCAGUACCUUACCAAAAAUUGUUGGGCGCACUAUGGACGUUAAGGAACAAGUGAGGAAACUUGCCUAUGAGGUUUUGGCUGAUAAAGUUCACUUAAGAGCACUUACCAUUGCCCAGAGAGUUAAGCUUUUGCAACAAGGACUUAAUGACAGAUCAGAGGCAGUGAAAGGAAUCAUGCAGAAGAAGCUGCUGCAGUCAUGGUUGAAAUACACGGAGGGCAACAUCUUGGAGCUACUUCAUCGGCUGGAUGUGGAAAAUUCUCCAGAAGUUGCAGUCUCUGCUCUCAAUGCAAUGUUUUCUCUGUCCUCUCUUAAUGAGCUUGUGGAG
This is a messenger RNA of Staurois parvus, 507 nucleotides long. Lineage: Eukaryota; Metazoa; Chordata; Amphibia; Anura; Ranidae. The record is from the annotation of a GenBank genome assembly.